AUGCGUGCGCUGUCAUUGUUGCUGCUUCCGCUAUUGGCAUCGGCGUCGCCAAUCACCAACGUCAUGCCGUCUGGCAACGAUGUCUGUCUCGACGAGUCUUCCCUCCCGUCUGUGGCGACGAGCCUCAACGCCAACACACUUGCAACCGGCUCCGACGUUUCCGAGAAGAAGGACCUUCCAGUCUUCUUCUUCCAUGGCUCACAGGCAACAGCACGGAAGAGGGAGUGCUCUCUGACGGCGUUGAACAUCCAAGUGCCGAUGGCUAUCGCUGCGGUGCGCGAGGUGGUGGCGAGCGAUCAACGCUUCGCCGAUGGCUACAUCUUCAUCGGGCAUUCCCAAGGAGCUAUGAUGGCUCGCGCGGUGAUCGAGCAGAUGGACGACCACAAGGUGCACACGUACGUGAGCCUGGCAGGAGGCGGCUACAGAGGGAAGAUGCAGGCCGACUUGGCUCGUCGAUCGAUGGACCCCAAGCUUCAGGCUGCCUACUCCAUCACGAACUUGGGCCGAACUCCAUUCCUACCCAUGAUCAACAACGUGAAUAUCUGCGCGUGGUUUGAUUUCCACUGCCACUUGGAGAAGAUUCGUCGCAAAAACAAUUUUCUGAGACUGAAGGAGGCUCAUUACUUCGCCUCUCCGGAAGAUGGCGUGGCGUCGCCAUGGCAAGGCAUCGAGUACAAGGAAGACACAUACGGCUUGCGCUCGCUGGAUGAAAGAGGGGCGUUGUUCCGCUACACAGCUCCUGGAGUUCCGCACUGCUGCUGGCUGUACGAUUUCCCGAAGUUUCACGAGGAGGGGCUGUGCAAGUUUCACCCUCUUUACGACGAGUAUGCCUACAAAGUGCUUUGGUAG
Molecule: messenger RNA, 849 nt
Organism: Phytophthora sojae
Lineage: Eukaryota; Oomycota; Peronosporomycetes; Peronosporales; Peronosporaceae
Exons: 5
Coding region: 1-849 (282 amino acids)
Cellular component (GO): lysosome
Molecular function (GO): thiolester hydrolase activity
Source: RefSeq, a predicted model, not a curated record